This is a messenger RNA of Tripterygium wilfordii, 1092 nucleotides long. RefSeq lists its product as uncharacterized. The transcript has a single exon. NCBI's taxonomy places the organism in Eukaryota, Viridiplantae, Streptophyta, Magnoliopsida, Celastrales, Celastraceae. The record is from RefSeq and is a predicted model, not a curated record. Bases 16 to 993 code for a protein of 325 amino acids.
AGAAAAGUAAAAGAUAUGCCAAGUGCCGAUCAAUUUCCAUUGCUUGACGUGCCUAAAAACUUGACUAACAUCACGCAAUAUGGUCUUGAUGAUCCAUCUUUCUCAACCCACAUUGUCCAUUGCCAUUUGAAAUUUCAAAAGGAGUGGAAGUUUCCAACUAUCUAUACAGUUUGCCACGACUUGGUCCAAUGUAAUCUCUACUGGCUAGCCAUGUUGCUUACUCUACUGGUGCACCAGACUCUAUAUAAAGCGUGGAGCAACACCAAACAUUUUACACAAGCAACUCUUAAAGACUACACAAUGGCUCCUUCUUCUUUUCUCAUCUCUGUUCUCCUCAGUUUAGCAGCCCUCCAUGGUGCCUUCGCGGUGGAAUAUGUUGUCGAUAACCGGGCAGCAAACCUCCCCGGGGGAAUCAAAUUCAAUAACGAGAUUGGCGCUGAUUACGCCAGGCAAAGGAUGAUAACAGCCUCGGAAUUUAUCUGGCGCCUCUUCCAACAGAACACGGAAGCUGACCGCAAGACCGUGGCUCGUGUGACGCUAGUAAUCGACCCAGAUAUGAAGCCUGGCGAGGUAGCGUAUGCAUCCAACAACGAGAUCCACAUGGGAGACGACUACAUCAACGGCAUUCAGGGCGACGCGAGGGGAGAUGACUUCAAUGGAGUGCUUUACCAUGAGAUGGUGCACAUAUGGCAGUGGAAUGGCAAUGGGGCGAGUGGGAUUGGAGGGUUGAUUGAAGGGAUUGCAGAUUUCGUGAGGUUGAAGGCGGGUUAUGUGCCGUCUCACUGGGUUAAGCCAGGGGAGGGCAAUAGCUGGAAUCAGGGGUACGAUGUUACUGCUAGGUUUUUGGAUUAUUGCAAUGACCUUAGGAAUGGAUUUGUGGCAGAGCUUAACAAGAAGAUGAGGACUAGUUAUAGUGAUCAGUUCUUCGCUGAUUUGCUUGGGAAGAACGUUGAUCAGCUCUGGAGGGAAUACAAGGCCAAGUAUGGGAUGUAGGAAACUAACUAUAGUUAAAUGUUUGAUGUAAUAAUGAGCUUCAAGCUGUUUUCACAACUAUUAGUAUUGAAAUAAAUGAAGCUUUAUAUACUAUUGUGA